GGUACGUUUCAAGUCAUAUUCUGUCUGCUUUGUUUCUGCGCGUGUGUGAAGUUUUAGGUUAUAUUAUUGUUAGUGUUUACCGGUGUAAUAAAACAUUUUAUUAAAAUGGCAGGAGUGCUGUUUGAAGAUAUUUUUAAUGUUAAGGACAUCGAUCCCUCAGGAAAACAAUUCGAUCGAGUGAGUCGCCUCCAUUGCGAGAGCGAGUCCUUCAAAAUGGACCUGAUACUAGACGUCAACACCUGGCUGUAUCCUAUGGAACUGGGGGAUAAGUUCCGGCUGGUGUUGGCCACCACACUGCGAGAGGACGGGUUUCCCGACAGCGGCGACUGGAACCCUCAGGAUGCCGAAGGUUCCCGGGCUGACAGCUUCGAGUACGUCAUGUUCGGCAAGAUCUACCGCAUCGAGGGCGAUGAGAACUCUAAGGAGCCGUCCAAGAACAAACUAGCUGCUUAUGUCUCAUUCGGAGGUUUGCUAAUGAGGUUGCAAGGAGACCCUAACAACUUACACGGGUUUGAGGUGGACCAGAGUCUCUACCUUCUCAUGAAGAAGCUGGCCUUCUAGAUUUCUUCAUCUUUAACAAUAACAAACCACAGUAAUAUUUUAUUCUAGAAGAUACUUUUUCAUUAAAUGACAUGUAGACAUCAUAUUAAAACAUACAUUUUUUAAAUUUGAUGAAACAUUUUAAUAAAUUGUUUGAAACAUAUAAAACACGAUCAGUACACCAGGUGAGAACCAUUGUUUCCUCAUCUUCUUUCCAUCAAGAGCUGGCAAUAAUAAUAACAAUCCACUGUCUAACUGCAACGAAAUGCAUGAACUUUCCAUGGGUGGCUGGUACACUUCAAUAACUACUGAAGCAUUAUAUUGAAAAUUUAAUUGAGCAAGGUAAAUUCCUUUAAAUGUUAACAAUUAAUAUUUUUUGAGUUUAUGACUUGUGAUAUAUAGCAGACAACCAUGGGAAAAGAUUGUGCAUUUUUAUGCAGUUUGAUGCUGGAUUGUUAUUAUUAUUGCCUAGAUCUUCUAGAAUGAAAUAUUUCAUUGUAAAUUUAUAAAGGAAGUUAAAUAACAGGUUUUGUAUAUUUUAACCAAAGUUAAUGCAGUCAUAAAAUUGGCAACAUAAGAAAAAAUAUGUUUUAGAGAUUGUCCAUAUAAAAAGUUUAGUUUUUGAUAUUUUUUAAUAAUAAAGUUCAUGGAAAAAUA
Homalodisca vitripennis (glassy-winged sharpshooter) is the source of this 1197-nucleotide messenger RNA. RefSeq names its product DNA-directed RNA polymerases I, II, and III subunit RPABC3 (gene Rpb8). Bases 106 to 561 code for a protein of 151 amino acids. Lineage: Eukaryota; Metazoa; Arthropoda; Insecta; Hemiptera; Cicadellidae. Gene Ontology annotation, cellular component: RNA polymerase II, core complex; RNA polymerase I complex; RNA polymerase III complex. Gene Ontology annotation, molecular function: DNA-directed RNA polymerase activity. The record is from RefSeq and is a predicted model, not a curated record. Gene Ontology annotation, biological process: DNA-templated transcription. The transcript has 4 exons.